AUGAACAGCAUUGAAUGUGAGCGUUUGGACAGCCUAGACGGGUGGGUGGCGGUCAAAAGCAACAUAUUCGAAGAGACCGAGGCGUUUAAGCUCGGGUUUAUCGUCCAGUGGAGCGUGAUCGAGGGAAAGUUCGCUGUCACUUGCCACAAUCGGACUUUGCAAAGGCAGAGACGUAAAGCCGAACUCGCUGAGGACUGCGAACUGAGCUGGGCUGGACUUUUCUCCGUGAACGACUUAAAAAACGUCCACCAGCAGUUUUCAUGUGUAGCAGACGUUUUAGGGAACUGUUUCCCCGAUCUAUCCGAGUUUGAGGACGGAAACAUUUGGGACUUGCUCUUCCUGAACCGCAGGCCGAGUCUGGACGAGGAGAACGGGGAGAGGGAUUUUGACACAUCGUGUAGAAAGCUGGAGAAGUAUUUCAGCACAGCCAUCGAUUUGUGUGGACGCAAAAUUGUCCUGGAUACACUGUUUGCCCAAAAUGAACAAGACGUGGAGGAUUACUUUGAGAAUCUGCAAGAGUUUAAGAAGAAAAGUAUGCAAGAGGAGAUGUCCCGGGCCAAAAGUGAGCUACGACAGCUGCUGCAGACCCACUCUGCGGCCGAUCGCAUGGUGGCGCUACUCGACAUUUACCAACAAGAAGACGACGUCUACCACGAACUGGUCACCGUGGCUACCACCUUCUUCCAGUUCCUGCUACAGCCGUUCAGAGACAUGAGAGAGCUGGCCUGUCUCUGCAAGAUGGAGAUCCUGAAAUCGUUGGAGUUUGAAGACUUGGGUCCUAAGAGAAUCGCAGAGCUGCAGAAAGAGGCUGACGAGUGGAGAGUGAAAGCAGAAAACGCAGUGGCUUCGAUACAAGACAUCACCGUCAACUACUUUGCCCAGACUUCAAAAGCUUUAGCAGGGAUGCUGAGGCAGAUGGAGGAGGACAAGUGUCGGUUCGGGGCAGCGGCCUGGGCCUGCGUCGCUCCUCGACUGGAGAAACUGCGCUUUCUUUUGGCCAAAGAAACUCUGCAGCACAUGAGAGCGACAGAGAUGUGUUUGAACCGCAAGAAAACCCACAUCAGGGACAAGAUGGAAGCCCUGAGUCCAGGCUCUGAUCCUGGUUCAGACUCUGAGGACUCCGUGGACCGGCUGGAGCUGAGGUUUUACGAGACGCAACUGGAACUUUAUGACACCAAGUUUGAGAUCCUGAAGAACGAGGAGCAGCUGCUGAUGGCCCAGAUCGACACGGUGCGCAGGCAAAUCAAAGAGCUGACAGACGAAGUGGUGUAUUAUGACGUGUGUGAAGACCCAGAAGAGCUGCAGAGUUUAGUCCAGACCGGGAUCCAAACCGAGAUCCCAGCCCUGCGCCAGCUCAAAAAACGGCUUCAGACUCUGGAGACCAAGAGAGGGAGCAUCUGUGCACGGAGAGCCUACCUCAGGAACAAGAAGGACCAGUGCAUUGAGGCCCAUGAGCAGAAACAGUCAGCGGCCAAACAAAGCAACAAAGUCUUCAGCCAACACCAUCAAGUUCACCUGAAGCGUGAGAGGAGGCGGGAGGAGGAGCAGCGGAGGAAGCAGUGGGUGGAUCAGGAGAGGGAGAAGACGCUCAGUCGAUUACGCUCCUUCAGAGAGAAGCGUCCGGGGCAGUACAUGCUAAAGACGCCCCAGAGCAGGACCACCUCCCCCGGGUCUCCUCCGGACCCUCAACCCCUCUCCAUCCUCAGCCUGGGCCCCAACUCAGACGCUCUGCCCUCACUGCAUCCCACCCCCAAAUCCAGAAAGCCCGCCAACGCCAAGAAGCUGCCGAAGACCAAAGAGAUCCCUGUUCAGAUCUUCGCUGGAUCCCCCAUGACGCCCCCAACCUGCCCUCCUCCACCUCCCCCACCUCCACCUCCUCCUCCUCCUCUGCCGCCCAGUGGUGUCUUUAAACCUACCACAAACAUAGAUGAACCAAAACCACUGAGCGAGACGCCAGAGCCACCGUUUCCAGCCAAGAACACACUGAAGCAGAACAUAGGCUCCAUGGACGAGGUGUUGGCGUCUCUUCAACGAGGGCAGAUCCAGCUCAGAAAAGCCCCUGCUCCCAGGACGGCGCCCCCUGUGGCCGACCCAAGGAGCAACCUGAUGUCUGCGAUCAGACAAGGAGUCACUCUGAAGAAGAUGGUUCCCGGCAAAAGCGAGGGACAGAGCAGUGCGGACAAUGAUCUGGAGAGAAGUAUAAAAGCCGCAAUGUUGAGAAUGAAGAAAGUCUCAUCGGAUUCAGACGAAGACGAGGCUCCAAACGCAGAGUGGGACAGCUGA
Molecule: messenger RNA, 2283 nt
Organism: Knipowitschia caucasica
Lineage: Eukaryota; Metazoa; Chordata; Actinopteri; Gobiiformes; Gobiidae
Source: the annotation of a GenBank genome assembly